AUGAUUCCCGAGCUAGCGGAUCAGGAGUGGGUAUCGGCUCGGAUAUGCUGGGACGGCGACACCAAAGAUAUCAACUUCCGCAUCUGUCCGUUACCAAACACCAAGAACCUCUAUAUUGGCACAGGAGGCUCCGGGCACGGCUUCAAGUUCAUGCCAAUUAUUGGGAAAUACAUUGCGGAUAUGCUGGAGGGGAAGCUGGACAAGGAGUAUGAAGAGCUCUGGAAGUGGCGGUUUGGUGCUACGCCGGUCAAGACUGGGAAGGAACCGCAUCCAUGGCCGCAGAGGGACCCGGGGGAGUUGGUUGGAUGGAGGGGGAGGAAUGCGAAGGUUGUUAAGGGGAGGUUGUAG
This is a messenger RNA of Aspergillus versicolor CBS 583.65, 348 nucleotides long. RefSeq lists its product as uncharacterized. The record is from RefSeq and is a predicted model, not a curated record. The coding region runs from base 1 to 348 and encodes 115 amino acids. Lineage: Eukaryota; Fungi; Ascomycota; Eurotiomycetes; Eurotiales; Aspergillaceae. The transcript has 2 exons. Gene Ontology annotation, molecular function: flavin adenine dinucleotide binding; sarcosine oxidase activity; saccharopine oxidase activity.